UUUUCUCUCAAAUAGCCCUCAAAAAUACAUAAAUAAUUUCGGAUAUUUGAAAAAAGACGAAAAUUUGUGAAAGCAGCACGAGCAACAGCGAAUAAAGCCAGCAAUAUUUUUAUAUAUACAUUCGUGAGGAAAAUCUUUUAAAGAGGAAAAUACACGUAAAGAAAACGCAGCAAACGAACAUAAUCGGAGGCUGAGAAGAUCAGUAACAAAUCAACGAGAUAAAGCAGAGUAAAGGGAGCUGAGAAGGAAAUAGGCCAACUUUUUUUUGUAUUGGCAAGCAACCCUGUUUGCAAGCCAAAGAGCUUCGUUUACUUAGCACCAAUUUUGGGAUCAAUCACAGACUAUACGGGGGAAUCCGAUUUUACCCGAUUCGUAUACGACAGAUCUGCAGAAUCCACCAUAUACCGUUGCUUGCUACUCAUUACGAAUAUCAGUUUGUCUUUUGUUUUUCUUUGCUUACACUAAUUUUGUGGAGAGAAUUUAUAUAAUACUCUCCGCUCUUCUUUCCGCGUGAAAGGCAAAGAAGCGUUUGUUUGUUUUCUGUUUUCUUGUCGUUCAUAUACACCACACCCCACGAAAACUUUACGUACCUUUUGUUAUAAAAACAAACCGAGCAUCGCUUACGAUAUCUCCGUUUUUUUUUUUUUUUUCUUUUUUUUUAUUUGAUUUCAUAUUUGUGUCAUGAUGUUUCAAAGCGACUUUCAUAGAAAGAAAAAUUUUGCAAAUCCCAAUCUGUUCAACAACUCUAAUCCACCGAAGGAAAAUGGGCCUGCGGCCCAGCCAGCGUCAACUGCUGGUCGUCCCGAUAAUAAGGAAGAAACUAAAGAACAAGAAGAGGUUCGCACAGAACACUUGCUUAAGCAUCCGUUGCAGAAUACCUGGACCUUGUGGUACUUGGAAAACGAUCGCAGCAAAUCCUGGGAGGAUAUGCAAAACGAGAUCAUGAGCUUCGAUACUGUCGAAGAUUUCUGGAGCCUCUAUAACCACAUUAAACCACCAUCUGAUAUUAAGAUUGGCAGCGAUUAUUCGCUGUUCAAAAAGGGAAUUCGACCUAUGUGGGAAGAUGCAGCUAAUAAAAAAGGAGGCCGUUGGGUUAUCACUUUAAAUCGUAGUCCUAAAACUGAAGUCGACAAUUUAUGGCUAGAUGUGCUUUUAUGUUUAAUUGGUGAGGCUUUUGAUCAUUCUGAUCAAGUUUGUGGUGCUGUGGUCAACAUACGCAACAAGAAUAAUAAAAUUUCUAUUUGGACUGCAAAUGGCGAUAACAAAGAAGCUGCAUUGGAAAUUGGCCAUAAAUUGAGAGAUGCCUUGCGUUUGGGUCGUCAAAAUUUACAAUAUCAACUGCACCAGGAUACGAUGGUAAAAACCGGAUCAAAUGUCAAAUCUAUUUACACUUUGUGAACGGCCUAAAACCACCAUCCUUCAACAAUCAAUCAACCAACACUCAAUUCUUUAUAGAUUAAAUAUAUGCUUUUGAAGCAUGUUUUCAACAUCAAAACAAGCAAGAUAAUCAAAGUCGCAUUAUAUAUCGACACGUGCAAACCCCCUUAGAAAUUUAUUUUUCAUUCAUUUAUGCUGCAUCGAUGUACGCUUUUCAUAUGUUUGUAACACUUGUCCCUUGUGGCUAAUUAACUAUACAUACGCAAGCUGGAUAAAAAAAAAAAAAAAAA
Messenger RNA from Glossina fuscipes, 1667 nucleotides. RefSeq names its product eukaryotic translation initiation factor 4E1 (gene eIF4E1). Gene Ontology annotation, biological process: translational initiation. Lineage: Eukaryota; Metazoa; Arthropoda; Insecta; Diptera; Glossinidae. Gene Ontology annotation, cellular component: eukaryotic translation initiation factor 4F complex; cytoplasm. Gene Ontology annotation, molecular function: translation initiation factor activity; RNA 7-methylguanosine cap binding. The transcript has 6 exons. Bases 682 to 1398 code for a protein of 238 amino acids. The record is from RefSeq and is a predicted model, not a curated record.